GGGGAGGUAAAAAGUUUACACCCUCGCCACUCUCUCCUCCCUCUUCUUCCUUGGUGGCGCAGAUGGGAGUUUUACCUGGAAUGACAUAAGUUUUUUUUUUUUUUUUGAGGGUGUCUCUUUCUCUCCCUCGCCCACCUCUUUUUUUUCUUUUUUUUUUUUUUUUAAUUACCCCCCCCCCGCGGCUCUGGGCCCACCCCCCGCUCCCCUCCGGCGGCGGGCGCGGGUGUGACACGCGGGGAACACCCACCCACCUAGGCGUCCAUGGUGGGAGCUGUCAGCGGGAGCCGCGCCGAGCGCACCGCGCCGCCGCCGCAGCCCCUGCCGGGGACCCCGCCGCGAAAGCCCUGCCCCGGUGCCCGACGUCGAGCCUAGUAUUUCCUCCGCAUACUUUUUUUUUUUUUUUUUUUUUUUUCCUCCCCUCCUCUCCCCCUAAUUCUCUCGGCGCUGGUGGCGGUGGGGCUCCCGGAUGGUUUGCUCGCAGUAGCUGGGGGCCGAGCCUCCUGCCGCCGCUCCACCAUGUCGUAGGGGAGUUAUGGAGACAAAAGGAUACCACAGCUACUCAGAAGGCUUAGAUAUGGAGAGACGGUGGGGUCAAGUUUCUCAGUCUGUGGAGUAUUCUUCUUUAGGUGCUGGAGAACAGACUGAUGACAGUAACUAUAUGGAGAUUGUAAAUGUAAGCUGUGCUGCCGGCGCUUUUCCAAACAGCAGUGCUCAAGGAAACAACAAAGAGAAACCUGAACUACUCACUUGCCUGCGGCAAGACAGCAAUCCACCUGGUAUUUUACCCUCUGACAUCAAAACCGAAACAGAGUCGAAAGAACUCUCAGCAACUGUAGCUGAAUCUAUGGGUUUAUAUAUGGAUUCAAUACGAGAUGCUGAUUAUCCCUAUGAUCAGCAGAAUCAAGGGAGCCCAGGAAAGAUAUAUCAGAAUGUGGAGCAGCUGGUGAAGCUCUACAAAGAGAAUGGCCAUUGUUCUUCUCCCCUCCACAGCGCCAGCAGGCCCUUGAGGUCUUUGAUGUCGGACUCUGGAAGCGCUAUGAAUGGUGGUGCCAUGCACGCGAUUGUCAAAAGCCCUAUAAUGUGUCAAGAGAAAAGUCCUUCAGGCUGUAGUCCUCAGAAUAUGACUUCCUCAGUGUGUAGUCCUGCUGGAAUUAACUCUGUGUCCUCAACUACUGCUAACUUUGGGAAUUUUGCAGUGCACAGUCCAAUAGGCCAGGGAACUCCCUUGUCCUGCUCACCUAACAUUGAAAACCGGGGGUCCAUGUUGCACAGUCCUGCACAUGUUAGCAAUGUAGGGUCUCCACUUUCUAGUCCUAUAAGUAGCAUGAAAUCACCAAUUUCUAGUCCUCCCAGUCAUUGCAGUGUGAAAUCUCCUGUCUCAAGUCCUAAUAACGUAACUAUGAGAUCUUCUGUGUCCAGUCCUGCAAACAUGAACUCAAGAAGCUCUAUUGCCAGCCCUUCCAAUGCCAAUAACAGGUCCACUCGUUCUAGUCCAGCUGUUAGCACUGUGGGAUCUUCUAUCUGUAGCCCUGUAAACAAUUCUCUAGGAUUUCCUGCUUCUGGCACACCUGCUGGACCUAGCAGAAACCAAGACACUGUUCCUAGUCCAGAAACAAAAGAAAAAGGUGCUCAAGAAAUCACAUUUCCUAAAAUGGAGGAAAUGGAGAAUGCCAUCUCAAACAACAGUCAGAUGAACCUUGUUCAGUUUAUAAAACCCGAACCAGACGGUUCGUUCGGUAGUGCAUGUAUUGGAGAAAACAGUAAAAUAAAUUCUGAUUCCCCAUUUUCAGUACCAGUAAAACAAGAAUCAGGUAAACAUCCCUGUUCUGGUGCCUCUUUUAAAGGGAAUCAAACAGUAAAUCCUUUUCCAUUUACAGAUGGCUCGUAUUUUUCUUUUAUGGAUGACAAAGACUACUAUUCUCUUUCUGGGAUUUUAGGACCACCUGUUUCUUCAUUUGAUGGAAAUUGUGAAGGUAGUGGUUUUCCAAAUCCAGGCUUGCCUGUGGGAAUUAAACAGGAGCCUGACGACGGCAGCUAUUAUCAAGAAAACAGUAUACCAUCCUCUGCCAUUGUUGGUGUAAAUUCAGGUGGACAGUCAUUUCACUACAGGAUUGGUGCCCAAGGCACGAUAUCCUUGUCGCGGCCUGUUGCUAGAGAGCAGACCUUUCAGCACUUGAGCUCGUUUCCUCCAGUCAGUACACUCGUGGAGACAUGGAAAUCUCAUUCGGAGUUGGCAUCCAGAAGAAAUGAUGGGUAUCCAGUUCUAGAAUACAUUCCAGAAAAUGUGUCAAGUUCUUCACUGAGAAGUGUAUCAACUGGAUCUUCAAGACCUUCCAAAGUGUGUUUGGUGUGCGGAGAUGAGGCAUCUGGAUGCCAUUAUGGGGUAGUUACAUGUGGCAGCUGUAAAGUUUUCUUCAAGAGAGCAGUAGAAGGGCAGCACAAUUACCUGUGUGCGGGAAGGAACGACUGUAUAAUUGAUAAGAUUCGGAGGAAGAACUGCCCAGCUUGUCGAUUACAGAAAUGUCUGCAAGCUGGAAUGAAUUUAGGAGCCCGCAAGUCCAAAAAGUUGGGGAAAUUGAAAGGGAUGCAUGACGAACAGCCACAGCAGCGACAACAGCCGCCACCCCAGAGUCCAGAAGAAGGGACUACAUACAUUGCUCCAGUAACUGAGCCAUCUGUAAACACAGCACUUGUUCCUCACAUGUCUGCUAUUUCACCAGCACUUACUCCCUCUCCCGUUAAGAUCCUGGAAAGCAUUGAACCAGAGAUUGUGUAUGCAGGAUAUGAUAGUUCAAAACCAGAUACAGCAGAGUACCUACUUUCCACUUUAAACCGCCUGGCUGGCAAGCAAAUGAUUCAGGUGGUAAAGUGGGCAAAGAUACUUCCAGGAUUUAGAAACUUGCCUCUCGAGGACCAAAUUACUCUAAUUCAGUAUUCAUGGAUGUGUCUGUCAUCAUUUGCCUUGAGUUGGAGAUCGUACAAACAUACAAACAGCCAGUUCCUCUAUUUUGCUCCAGACCUGAUCUUCGAUGAGGAACGGAUGCGCCAGUCUGCUAUGUUUGAACUGUGCCAGGGGAUGCACCAGAUCAGUCUGCAGUUUGUUCGCUUGCAGCUUAGCUUUGAAGAAUACACUAUAAUGAAAGUUUUGCUGCUGUUAAGCACAGUUCCCAAGGAUGGUCUCAAAAGCCAAGCUGCAUUUGAAGAAAUGAGGGCAAAUUACAUUAAAGAACUAAAGAAGAUGGUAACUAAAUGUCCAAGUAACUCUGGGCAAAGCUGGCAGAGAUUCUACCAACUGACUAAACUUCUUGACUCCAUGCAUGAUCUUGUUAGUGACUUGUUGGAAUUCUGUUUCUACACCUUCCGAGAGUCUCAGGCACUGAAAGUAGAGUUUCCAGCCAUGCUGGUGGAAAUCAUCAGUGACCAGCUACCAAAGGUGGAAUCUGGGAAUGCCAAGCCCCUGUACUUUCACAGGAAGUGAUAGAAAAUGUCUUAAGUGGAAGAACUUUGCCUUAAGUUUCCCUGUGUUAUUCCACACCCAUGAAGGACCCAAGAAACCAUAUUUUAAACAUGCUAUUUACACUUGUUCAGCAGUCUCUGAGUAGUCUAAAAUCAUGAAGGGUUUGGGGAAUGGAAAACAGUUGACCUGGAUUUGGCAAGACCUAGAUGUUUGGAAAUUACCCCCUUACCCUAAAACAUUUAGAAAAUGUUCCUGUUCCUCUGGAUGAAAAGCCAUAUCUAGUCAAUAACUCUUUGAUUUUGAUAUUUUAACAGACGGAGUUUUAAAUAUGCCAUGUAGUUUCUGGUAUUCUUUGCUUGUUUUAAAAGGGUUCAAGAACUAAUAAGAACUUUUUAAAGCUUACCCUUGGUUUGCACAUAAAACGUAAAGUCAAUAUGGGGCAUUAAUAUUCUUUUCUUGUAAAAAAGAAAAACAAACAAAAACUACACACACACACACACACACACACACACACACACACACACACACACACACACACACACACACACACACACCCCUAAUGUGUAAAGUAAUAACAGAACAUUUGGUGUGGAAUACUCUGUUAUCCCCACCUGUGGCAUUUGUUAUCCCAUCAUAGCUGAUAUACACUGUGUUAAGUGUCCAUUUACUAUUUAAUUAAGGAGGAUAAGAUGUGAAAACAAAUGCCCUGGUAUCAAUUUAUAGUAUCUAUUGUGCUGGCUUUACAAAUAAUUUUUUGCAGUCUUUUGCUGUACUGUACAUUGCUGUAUGUAUAAAUUGUGAAGGACCUGAAAUAAGGUGUAAGGAACUUUUGUAAAUGAGACAAAAAAAAAUCUUUAAUGGUUAAUAGGAUGAAUGGGAAAGUAUUUUUGAAAGAACUCUAUUUUGCUGGAGACUAUUUAAGUACUAUCUUUGUCUAAACAAACAAGGUAAUUUUUUUGUAAAGUGAAAUGUUCUGCAUGCAUAAUGAACCGUUUACAGUGUAUUUAAGAAAGGGAAAGCUGUGCCUUUUUUAGCAUCAUAUCUAAUUUACCAUCCCACAGUAUCUGUUGUAAAUAACCACACUUAAUCUUUUUCAGUUGUAUUUAAGCCUUUCUGUUUUCCUCUAUAUUUUUCUCCCUUUUGUCUCUCGCUUGCAAGUGUAUGUGACUUGAGCACAUCUUAGAAAUCCUGCUUCAUAUUUCUGUAGGAAACUACACUAUGUUGUGUUUGUCACUUUUUGGAGGUUUCAUUUAACAAGACAAAUUACAGUGUCUCCAAAGCUUUUGCCAGCUUAAUGAUAUAGCGAGUUCUUGCCCUCUAUUCCCCCCUGUCCCUUCUCCCUCUUCCUCUCCCUCUCUCCCUCCCUCUCCCUCUCUCCCUCCCUCUCUCUCUCAGGGGAAUAAGGGUGAAUGAGACGUUGAAUGAUUUUUCUUUUUUUUAUUAAGGUUUCCCAAAUUGUUUGUUUCUCCUUUGAUUACUGAAUACAUGCAACUUACUUAUCUUAAAAGGUCAGAUUAUUAUUUCAGAUUGGCCAUUUCUGAUUAUGAUGAAGGGAUCAUGCAGAUCAUUACAGUAAGUAUACGGAGCAGAUGUGUCCUGAAGAGCAGGGAUGGUAAGGUACUGAUAAGGGCAGAUUAGCUGGGUAGAAUUUUUAGUGAUAAACUCAAAACAUGCUUAAUUUUGUAAGAAUUUUUGUAAUAACCAGAACACAUCUGAGAAGACAAGUGUUCACACUACAAGUUCAACUCAGUUGGUCUGAUUUUGUCUCAAAAUGUUUUCUCUAGAGACAGCUGCAAAGAAAAACUUUUGAGGUGAUUUUCACUAUUUCACAAUUUAUAAGCAAAUACAGAAUUUUGGGAUAGAAUAGAGGACAGGUGAACUUUUCUGAGGCUCACUGUUGCUAUCAUAUGCUAGUUUAAAUAGAAUAGUUUUUCAGAGUUCUAAUCUGUAGUGUUCUCUCUGGGUGACACUGAUAUUUUUGAGCUAGAGUUCUCCCUUGAACGGCCAGAAUGUAGCAUUUCUUUUAAAGGUGGUCUAAUAAAAAUUAUGUACCCUUUCUGAUUCAAAAUUUUGAGGUGCGCUUUGGUGCACUUAAGACAGUCAGUGCUACUUGUCUUUCUUUUUAAAUGACACCUGCCUUAUGCAAUGGGUAAUCUGUAAAGACUGUAUUCAGAGAGAUCUUUUUAUAUAUAGAUACAUACAUAUAUUAUUUGCAUUUUGGAAGUCUAAUUCAUAAGCAGAUCUUUCAAUACUGACCUGCACAGCAAUAUGAAAGCCAAACUUCCAACAUGAGACACACAGCAUGCAGACUGGUUGUUUACAGUAAAGGAAUAGUCACACAUCCAUCCUUUCAUUUACCUUUUUUUUUGGUUGUUGUUGUUAAAGUCUAAAAUAGAAAAUUUCAAAGCCAGGUUUUGGGUGAAUACAGUCUGCAGCAGCUUUUUAUAUUAACAAAGUUACUGCCUCCUUUUCUGUCUCAAAGUAACUUUGCUUGAUUAAAAUAGCAAAGCCAUAUUCUACACUUCACUGUUAAAUGCCUGUCCCAGUCCAAAUUGUCGUCUGUUUGCUCUUAUUUUUGUACCUUAUUACUUUUAAUCUUGGUUUGGUACAAUUCAUAAUUCACAGAAACUUCAUAUAAUUAAACACACUAAAUUAGUUUUAAAAGCAAUUUAUAUCUUUAUGCAAAAACGUAUGUCUGUCUUUGCAAACAACUGUAAGCAGAUUAUAAUAAAUCCUUUACUUUAAUCACCUGUUGUUUAUGAAACCAUUCAUUGAUUAUUUUUUUUCGAGAUCAUUGAAGUAAUAAAUAAAAUUGGAUAUAGAUGUUGUAAGAGGCAGUGUUCUCUUAUCAAGGACACUUAAGCAGAAUAGCCAUCACUUUUUUAUCUAAACCUGUAUAGCAAAAAGCUACAAAAAUAGUUUUCAGCUACCAAGUUACAUUAUUUUGAAUUUGUUUAGAAUGAAAUAGGCAUUUGUCUCCCGCAAAAUACAAGACAAACUAAAAAAAUCUUCUAAAAAUGGGCUUCUGUUCAUUGAGAUAAAUUAUUUUGUUGCAAGAAAGAAUGGGGAUAUACAGCAAGAGCAUUGUAUACACAGUUAAAAAUGUAAAAUAGUGUUAAUGUACUGCAGUGGGUAUUUCAGGAAUACUACACACUGUGCAACUGAACAGUUGUGCAAAAUAAAAUAGAAAGACUAAAGUUUGCAAUAUCAAAAUCUUAUUAAAAAGAUACUUUACAAUCAAUAAUGCAAAAAGCUAAUUCACAGGGUGGUGUUUUUCACUGACUUGUUUAAACAUUUAUGAAAUUAAACAAUUCUACAGUUAAUGCACUUUUAAUUGUUUAUUAAAGAUCUGACUUUUUCUUUUUUUAGAGCAAUGUUUUCAGCUGGAGGUCAAUGACUUGAUAAAAUAGACAGCAGUUCUGAGGCCAGGAAGCUCAGAGGAAUGUUUAAGAAUUCUUGGAGUUUAACUAGAUUCCUGGAUGAAAAAUAAAAGCAGCCAGCAGUAUGGUGUAAACAGUAAAAUCUAUGCAUAAUGAUGCAUUUAUAAUUAGGGGUUUGCUUCUGUAUGUUUAAAGCUUUUUAAAUAAAUAGAAAAUAUUGUUUGGUCUUUA
Rhea pennata is the source of this 7068-nucleotide messenger RNA. RefSeq names its product nuclear receptor subfamily 3 group C member 2 (gene NR3C2). The transcript has 9 exons. Lineage: Eukaryota; Metazoa; Chordata; Aves; Rheiformes; Rheidae. Bases 533 to 3478 code for a protein of 981 amino acids. Gene Ontology annotation, molecular function: zinc ion binding; nuclear receptor activity; estrogen response element binding. Gene Ontology annotation, cellular component: nucleus; chromatin. The record is from RefSeq and is a predicted model, not a curated record. Gene Ontology annotation, biological process: regulation of transcription by RNA polymerase II; nuclear receptor-mediated steroid hormone signaling pathway.